AUGGCAAACUCUGAUUUUCCUUCUCCUUCAGCUGUGGAUUCUGGUUCUUCCACCACUACUGAGUCUUCUCAGCCCACUGUCACUAAUGACUCUUCUCAUCCCUUUUACCUUUACCCAUCUGACUCACCAGGGAUGAUCCUAUUUAACUCAAUCUUCGAUGGUAAGAGUUAUAGAGGUUGGCACAGGGCUGUAUUCAUAGCUCUCUCAGCCAAGUACAAACUUGGAUUCAUAGAUGGAUCUAUCACUGGGCCAGCAACUUCUUCUCCUUCUUUUAAGGCUUGGAAUAGGUGUAAUGACAUGGUGAUCUCCUGGCUAUUGAACUCACUCUCCAAAGAAAUUGACGAGAGCGUUCUCUAUUCAAAAACUGCCAAGGAAAUAUGGAAGGAGCUGGAGGACAGGUUUGGGCAGAGCAAUGGAGCUCUCCUUUAUCAACUGCAAAAGGAACUUAGCGACUUAGUUCAAGGAAAUUCUGAUGUUGUUGGAUACUACACUAAGUUCAAAAGAAUCUGGGAUGAAUUGGAUAGUUUUGAUACCUGUGUCUAUUGCAGUUGUGAAUGCUCUUGUGGAGGAAAGAGCAAAUCUCUCAAAUCUCAGCAAGAUGGUAGGCUCAUUCAGUUUCUCAUGGGACUGAAUGAGGCAUACUCUAGGGUAAAGAGCAACUUUCUGAUGGGAUCUCCACCUACCAGCAUCAAUCAUGCUUAUUCUCUGUUAAUCCAAGAGGAGAAACAAAACGAAAUUCGAUGUUGCUCAACAUCCAGUUGA
Molecule: messenger RNA, 762 nt
Organism: Nicotiana attenuata
Lineage: Eukaryota; Viridiplantae; Streptophyta; Magnoliopsida; Solanales; Solanaceae
Exons: 1
Coding region: 1-762 (253 amino acids)
Source: RefSeq, a predicted model, not a curated record